CUCACUUUUCCUUUCCCCGUCUUCCCCUCAUUACUACAAGAUGCAACGCGUGCUUUUCGCUUCGGCACUCGCGGUCUCGGCCGCUGGCUUGGCCAUUUCCGAGGACGAGCGGGUGUCCCUGACGGCCGACCUCGACGCGUGGCGCGCCAAGUUUGGUGGCGACGCUAGCCUCCUGCCCCAGGUGUUCAGCAUCAACAGCGAAGAGGACGCCAGCGAUGCCCUUCUCGCGCGCCUCCACUCGGCCAAGGAGCGCGUCGAGGUGCUCCAGGCCGCCAACCCGAACGCGAGCUUUACGCAUGUCGGGCCGUUCGCGCUCUUGAGCCACGAAGAGUUCCAGCGGCGCCUCGGCCGGUCGUUCGGCAAGGCUCGACCCGAACGCGCACUCCGGGUCGAGAGCGUCGACUACGCGGCGCUCGAGGCCGUCGUGGCUGCCGGCUCGGUCGACUGGACGACCUCCACGUGCGUCAACGCGGUCAAGAACCAGGGCAACUGUGGCAGCUGCUGGAGCUUCUCGGCCACGGGCGCGGCCGAGUCGGCGCACUGCAUUGCGACUGGGAAGCUCCUCAACCUCUCCGAGCAGCAACUCGUGAGCUGCGACAAGGUCGACGGUCAGCUAGGCUGCGACGGCGGCUACGAGGACAAGGCCAUCAACUACAUUGCGUCGCGCGGUCAAUGCCUCACCAAGGACUACCCGUACACGUCUGGCUCGUCCGGCGCCAACGGCACGUGCAAGAAGACGUGCGUGGCCCAGAAGCUCUCGAUCGGCGCUGCAGUCGAGAUUGUCGGCGAGGGCCCGCUCACGACCGCGCUCAACACGCAGCCCGUGACGGUCGCCGUCGAGGCCGGCAACGACGUGUGGCAGUACUACAGCGGCGGCGUCGUGACGGCGUGUCCCGGCGCGCAGUCGGACCACGCAGUCAUCGCCGUCGGCUACGGCACUACGUCCAGCGGCACCAACUACUUCAAGGUGCGCAACUCGUGGGGCGCGUCGUGGGGCGAGGCUGGCUACAUCCGCCUCCAGCGCGGCGUUGGUGGCAAGGGCAUGUGCAACGUCGCCGAAAUGCCCGCGUACCCCAAGAUCGUCAAGGCGUAAGCCAGACCUUUCCUUCCGUCCUUGUAUGGACAUUCGAUGUGUGCUCUCGUCCAUGAACCACCCAAAGAUUUAAAG
This is a messenger RNA of Saprolegnia parasitica CBS 223.65, 1168 nucleotides long. RefSeq lists its product as hypothetical. Gene Ontology annotation, cellular component: lysosome. Gene Ontology annotation, molecular function: cysteine-type endopeptidase activity. The record is from RefSeq and is a predicted model, not a curated record. The transcript has a single exon. NCBI's taxonomy places the organism in Eukaryota, Oomycota, Saprolegniomycetes, Saprolegniales, Saprolegniaceae. The coding region runs from base 41 to 1093 and encodes 350 amino acids.